Molecule: messenger RNA, 678 nt
Organism: Dreissena polymorpha
Lineage: Eukaryota; Metazoa; Mollusca; Bivalvia; Myida; Dreissenidae
Product: neurogenic locus notch homolog protein 1-like
Exons: 7
Coding region: 107-661 (184 amino acids)
Source: RefSeq, a predicted model, not a curated record
CAUUGAUAUGGUCUUAUUCCAUUUCACAUAUAAAUUGCCUAAAAGGCGUAACGUGUUAGAAUAACACGAAUGUAAUUCUAGCGGCGAAAAAAAACCUCAUUUGAUCAUGUUCUUGCUUGUUGUACGUUUAACACUUUUACAAGUGAUACUUAACAGAGGUUACUCUGUUGAGGCAUGCUCUCACGACAAUGAGUGUCCCCACUGUACAGGUCACAACUUUCAAGCCAGAUGUAGAUACAAUUACUGUGAUUGCUAUCCAGUCGAUUGUGAUCCCAGUCCGUGUCCUUCUACGCUGAUCUGUGUAGCAGAACCAGACGACUACAGUUGCAGAGAGCACUGUACCGUAAAUUGCCCAGUGGGACAGACCUGCAUCAAAACCAAUCGAGGUCAGAUAUGUAUAGACCCCUGUGUACCAAAUCCUUGUUCAAGCGGAAAGACCUGUGUUCAUACAGACAAUGCCCCAUUCUACGUAUGUCAAGGUUACUCUGUUGAGGCAUGCUCUCACGACAGUGACUGUUCCCCAUGUAAAGAUCAAAACUUACGAGCCAAAUGUAGUUACGGUCACUGUGAUUGCAAUCCAGUCCACUGUGAUCCCAGUCCGUGUCUUUCUACGCUGAUCUGUGUUGCAGAACCACACGACUACCGUUGCAGGGGUACGUAAAAAUACUAAAAUAAACA